Messenger RNA from Tigriopus californicus, 1622 nucleotides. RefSeq lists its product as uncharacterized. The record is from RefSeq and is a predicted model, not a curated record. Bases 257 to 1114 code for a protein of 285 amino acids. NCBI's taxonomy places the organism in Eukaryota, Metazoa, Arthropoda, Copepoda, Harpacticoida, Harpacticidae. The transcript has 4 exons.
CAAUCAGACGGAGUUGGAAUGGAUCGAACUUGGGAGUUGAAAAUUGAACAAAAAAAAAGAGGAAGAAAAUUCCAACAAUGAGGGUGCUUGAAUAUUGAUCAAUAGGAAGAUGGUGAUUGUGCUCGAGUGAUAAAUGAGGAAAUUUUUAUCUGGUGAAAGUUUGGAGAGGAGAAACUCGGAGGAAGACCCUUCCUUUGAAAUGACAAAUUCCACGGUGGGCUCCAACUAGACCUGAUCCUAGUUUGAGUGUGUGUGUAUGUGUGGGCGUUUGCCCGAGUUCAUGUGUACUUUGGCCAAUGGCGAACAUGGUAAAUUGACCAUCGUUCGAGAGAAAAUGAAACGACCCACAUUGCGUGUCUUGGUGAUAUCUUGCGCCCUAAGUCUGGCCGCACUCGAAUCCGUGGGCAUUUUACUCCAUCUGCUUUGUCAUGAAGCUUGUCUAAAUUCCGGCCACUUCAGGAUCCAGGUCAACAGUACCACCCUCAGAAGGAUUGACCGACCUCGGAAGCCCGUUUGGGAGGGGAACCCCACGACAGAUUCGCCUCCAACUUCAACUCGAUUUGGCGAAUUGGGCAACUUCGAGGACAAAGUUCGGCUCUCCCACCCGUCAGCCGAGUCUACCACCAUGGCCUCCUCAACAACGACUGCCAUACCAACAACAGUUGUUCCCCAAGGCUCCUCCUUUGAGGGCAUCAAUGCACAUGCACAGCUGUUCGCUGGAGUGGUUCCUCGGAUGAUCAACAGCUUUAUCAUUCGCAUGGGAAGACCGUUUCAAAUUGGAGCCAAGGCAAGUUCAAAGCAGCAACGGCCAACCAAUUCCAGUCCAAUCAACAAGUUUGCCCCUAAUUGGAGACCUUUAAAUGGAAAGCCCCAUCACGCCCACUCAAGUAUAAGGAGUGGAAUGAAAUUUAAUGGUGGGAGUGGAUGCGAAAAAAGUGCCAAUUUUCCCAUCAAAGAAGGGACGAAAGAGGAACAAAAGGAAUCGACUGCGAACGAGAGGGUGGAGGAGAAGAGAGACAGGCAAAUUUGGCAAUCAACUCAAAGCGGACAAGAGGAAAGUGACAAAGGCGGAGCUAGGCGCCCAUUUUAUAUUUUUGGAGCCAAGUUGACUUAGCUCGGAAGUGGGAAGAAGCAUCCGCACUUCCAAUAUGUUAGAAUCCAUGUGGAAGUAAUGCGAGACGAGGAAGACUCGGAAAGUAGGAGAAGAUCCUUUGCUAUUGAGCUUCAUAUUUGGAUUAUAACCUAGUUCUCCAAAGCCCUCCUUCGCCUCCGCCUUCUCGUCUUCUUCGUCUUCUUCUUCUUUUUCAUCAUCAUCUUCAUGGAGCGUUGGAUAUGGAGUUAAAGGCUCUCUUUGAAAUUCACUCUCUCGACUACCACAGGGACUCUCAAUCUCGUCUCUGGGGUAAUCUCCCGAGGAAAGAAGGAUUACCUUGUUCUUUAGGAUGGGUUUUAAUCCGGCUUAGUUUCAAAAUCCUAAUUGAUUCCCGUUCUGCACUAUUUUUUAUCAUUCCGGUACAGACGGACUGGAAUUGAUGGCGAGGAACACGACCGCCACACUCUCGACCAUUGUUCCUUGCUUGCACUUUGAAGUUUCAUUAGACUGCGUUUCUGCCUUGAGAGAA